CCUUUGUCUUUCUUCCCAAUAAACUGCAAAACCCAGAAGCCCUCUUUCACUCGUGUCUACUUUUCACUUAAAAACCCAAAAUGCAUUCUGAAAUUGACGAUCUUUCGGGCAAUGUUCUUGAUAAUUUUCAAAACCCUCAUGUUUUUCUUUUUGAGAUCUGAUACCCAUUGUUCGAUCUAUUCAGAAAACCCCAAAUAAUCAUCUAUGAAUACCGAUCAAGAAAUCUUGAAGAAUUUGGAAAAAUCGGGUCUUGAUGAACUCGACUGGUCGCUAAAUCUCAACGAAUUCGAACUGAGUCUAAUUCGCGAGAUUAUCCCCGACGGCGACAUCGCCACGGUACUAGAACACCACCAAUCAAAAUCGCCAGAAAAUCCAACAAAUUUUCCGUCAAUGGAUGCAACUGCAACUGGUGGAAAGGAUUACCGACCUCCGCCAUCAUCACUGCCGGAAAAGAGGUACAGAGGCGUCAUGCCACGGCGAUCAGGAAAAUUCUCGGCUGAGAUACAUUCACGAAAUCUGGAGAAUAAAGGUAAGAGGUUGUGGCUGGGUACGUACGAUACGGCGGAGGAAGCUGCUAUGGCGUACGAUCGAGCAGCUUUUAAGGAACGUGGAUCAGAUGCCUUUCUCAACUUCCCGGAUUUGAUCGGAAACCUAAAUGUAAGCCCUGAAAAAGAUACCAACAAGAAACUAUAUCGCUGUGGUCGGAGGGUUCACCGGAAGCGUCAACAAACAACCACCUGAAGCGGAAAAGCGUCGAUUUUUAAUGGUUAUUUUUUAUCUGAAAAACAUGUAGAAAAGAGUUUAUGCCGAACUAAUUUUAGAUCAGGAACCUAAAUUGAAUAUACUUAAAGUAUUGGAUGAA
Lactuca sativa (garden lettuce) is the source of this 862-nucleotide messenger RNA. NCBI's taxonomy places the organism in Eukaryota, Viridiplantae, Streptophyta, Magnoliopsida, Asterales, Asteraceae. The record is from RefSeq and is a predicted model, not a curated record.